Messenger RNA from Spinacia oleracea (spinach), 1035 nucleotides. RefSeq names its product protein HLB1-like. NCBI's taxonomy places the organism in Eukaryota, Viridiplantae, Streptophyta, Magnoliopsida, Caryophyllales, Amaranthaceae. The record is from RefSeq and is a predicted model, not a curated record. Gene Ontology annotation, molecular function: protein binding. Bases 1 to 948 code for a protein of 315 amino acids. The transcript is spliced from 11 exons.
AUGGUGGUGGUGGUGGUGGCGGUCGUGGUGGGGUGGAGCAGGGGAGGUGGGUUGACUGUUGUUAAUUGCAUUGCCACAGAUUACUACGGAAAAGCUGUGCAGUUGAAUUGGAAUAGUCCCCAGGCGCUUAACAACUGGGGACUUGCACUGCAGGAACUCAGUGCGAUAGUCCCUGCUAAGGAAAAGCAUAACAUUGUUAAGACGGCAAUUAGUAAGUUCCGUGCAGCAAUUCAGUUGCAGUUUGACUUUCAUAGGGCUAUUUACAACCUCAGAACUGUUUUGUAUGGCUUAGCCGAGGACUUGCUAAGAAUCGGGGGAUCAGUCAGCCAUAAUGAUAUUUCGCCCAAUGACUUGUAUAGUCAGUGCGCUGUCUAUAUUGCAGCUGCUCACGCAUUGAAGCCAAAUUACUCGGUCUACCGCAGUGCACUGAGGCUAGUCCGUUCUAUGCUUCCUUUGCCCUAUCUUAAAGUGGGAUAUCUGACGGCUCCACCUCCAGGAAAUCCAAUAGGCCCCCAUAGUGAUUGGAAGCGGACACAAUUUGUCCUUAACCAUGAGGGUCUUUAUCAGAUUGUAUCCGAACAAAAGACAUCACGGCAGAGUCUUUCUAGCAAGCAAGUAGAUGGGCCAAAUAUAAAAAAUAGAGCCGUCAAAGUUGACAUCCCUGACAUUGUUUCAGUGUCAGCAUCUGCUGAUCUUACUUUACCACCUGGGGCUGGACUCUUCAUUGACACAAUACACGGACCUGUAUACUUGGUAGCUGACUCGUGGGAAUCUUUGGAUGGUUGGCUGGAUGCAAUUCGUUUAGUUUACACAAUUUUUGCUCGAGGUCUACACUCCGAGGAUUGCGCCUUAUGCGAGGAAUUUGAUGUGGUUCGUGAGCAAUGGGCUAAGUUUUUUACCAACAAGUAUUUAUUAUUGGCUUUAGCGCGCUUGAUCGAGUUGGUUUAGUUGUUAUAGAAUAAAUUUUAUAUUAAAAUGUAUGUUUAUGUUGAAAUUGGAACAUAUAUUUAAAUGUAAUAUGUGCACUUUGGUUUU